AUGAAUGCAAAAAAGAAAAAAAAAGUAACAAAUAUAUAUGUAUGUAAGCCGAAUCCAGAUGUGGAAUGGCUGGACAUAAACGGUAGACCAAUUACCACAAAAUCUGAUCGUUUCAAGGUUACAACAGUUGGUCGAUUAACAACACUUACAAUAUUGCGGGUGGGUAAUGAUGUGCAGGGUAGGUACUUGCUCAAAGUUAAAAAUGAACUGGGCGAAGCGAAAUGUGAAAUUCUUGUUGAGGUUCCGGAAUAUCCAACUACACCGGAUCGGCCAAUUCUUGAAAAGCAGAAAUUCAAUUCGGUGAGCUUAAAAUGGAAUGCAAUACCAGAAGCUGCUAGUAAAAAAGUACAAUAUAUCAUUGAAAUGAAUAAGAAUGGCGAGAAAGAAUGGAUUAAAGUAGUGGAAAGUGCUCAACUGAAUGUAACAGUGGAAGAACUUAAGUCAAAUAACACGUAUCGGUUCCGUGUACGAGCCAGUAUUGCUGAUAUUAUCAGUGAACCAUCUGAAGAAUCUGAAUUGUUUUUGGUUGAAUCUAUGAAAUUAGAAAAGACUGAAAGAGAGAAAGAGGAAGCAGAAGAAGAAAAUGAAAAAAUUAAUUAUGAUGAACUUUUUACCAAUGUAAAACCAUCAGACUAUCGUAAUAUCAAUGUGCUACAACUUCCCAAUGAUUUUGAAUCAAAGUACAUACUUUGUGAAAAGAUCGGCGCAGGUACUCACGGUACUAUCUAUCGGGCAAUCGAACGAGCAACGGGUAAAAGUUGGGCAGCAAAAAUGAUAAGUGUAAGUCCUGAUAUGAGCAAAGAAGUGAUAAUGCAUGAAGUGAACAUAAUGAAUGAACUUCAUCACGAGAAAUUGCUUAAUCUUCACGAAGUAUUUGAUUUGGACAAGGAAAUAUGCUUGAUUGAAGAAUUUAUAUCUGGUGGCGAUCUUUACGAUAAAAUAAUCACUGAUGAAGCGCUAAUGUCAGAAGAUGAAGCACGCAAUUUCAUUCGACAAAUUCUUCAAGGUGUACAGCAGAUGCAUAAUAAUGGUAUUGUACACCUUGAUUUAAAGCCAGAGAAUAUAAUGCUUAUUUCAACUGGAAACAAUGAUAUCAAAAUCGUUGAUUUCGGUUUGGCUCAGAAAAUAGACACUAAAGAAAGUGCAACAUUACUGUUUUGUACGGCAGAAUUCUGCCCUCCGGAAGUUAUAAAUAUGGAACCGGUUGGUUUGAGUGCUGAUAUGUGGGCCACUGGUGUGAUUACUUAUGCAUUAUUAUCCGGUGCAUCACCGUUUGUCGGAGCAACAAAUCAGGAAACAAUAGUAAAUGUAUCAUGUAGUGAUUGGCAUUAUAGAGAUACAAUCUGGAAUGAAGUUUCCGAUUUGGCUAAAGAUUUCAUUGCUAAAUUGAUUGUCAAAAAUAAACACGAACGUAUGACAGUGGCUGAGGCACUUGCACAUCCGUGGAUAACAACGCAAAAGUUAAGAACGAAACGUGGAAAAGUACCUUUGAGCAAAAAGAAAGAUUUCUUCAUUCGUAAACAACCCAGUAAUGUGCUCGUACCAAUUGGUAAACUUAUCAAAAUUGGUGCUAUUUUCCGUCAUCAUUCAAUGGAUGGCGCAUUUGAAAGAGCUAUUACGUUUGAGCGAAAUUUUCCGCCACAAUUGCUGAAGGGUUUAGAAGAUAUUGCGGUAAAUAUUGGUGAUUUGAGUGCCUCAUUAAUGUGUGAAAUUGAAGCAUUACCGCAACCAGUGAUUCAAUGGUUCAAAAAUGACAAGGAAAUUUGCAUGGAAGCUAAUAAAUAUGAAAUGAAAUAUGAUGGCUCUAUUGUUAAAUUGAAUAUAAAGAAUGUUGUUGACGCAGAUUCUGGAUUAUAUUCAAUAAUUGCUACAAAUGCGCUGGGCUCUAUUAGAAGUGAAGCUAAGGUAUCAAUAGAGAAAGUAAAAGGGAAGAAACAAGUUAAGAAAAUGAUCCCUAAAGAAACUGACAAAGAAAAGACAAGAGCAAAAUUUGAAUUUAAUCCUAAACUUGCUGACAUAAGCGCAAAAGUUGGCGAUUCAGUAUUACUCUCAGUCGCAAUUAAUUCACAUCCUCAAUCAGAAGUCCAAUGGUUCAGAAAUGAUGAGAUAAUUGAUAUCAAUAAUCCAAGAUUUGUCAUUAAAAAAGACAACGGUCAUCAUAGCUUAAAAAUAAUAUCAUGCGAAAUCACGGAUGCUACAAGAUGGAAAGUCGUGGCGCAAAAUGCCACUGAUCAAUGUGAAAGUGAAUGCAUUAUCAACGUAGAGGUUUCACAUGAUUUAAAAGCUCCCGAAUUUAAGAAAUUGCUUGCAAAUAUUCAAUGUGAAGAAAAUUCAAUGGUGGUUCUUGAAGUAAGUGUACUGGCAAGACCACCACCUGAAAUCACUUGGUAUUUCGGGGAACGUGAAUUGCGUGAAGGAGAGCGCUAUAAAUUACAGUAUGAUGACAAGAAUACAUAUUCGAUUACAAUCCCUAAAACUGCUACUGAAGAUAGUGGAACAUACAAAUGUUGCGCAAAGAAUCUUGCCGGAAUUGCUGAAACGACAUGCACUCUUGUUGUCAACAAAUCACUCACUGAUAAGCGCACUAUAGAAAGUGAUAAAGCACCGAUAUUCCAGAUGGCAUUAAAAGACUGUAAUGUGCUGGAAGGUGACAAAUUGACUCUCGUCUGCGCUGUUACCGGUAUACCAAAUCCUUUAAUUAAAUGGUUCAGAGAUGAUAAAAUACUUAACGAAACUGAUUAUACAAUUAAGUAUGAAAACGGUAUGUGCACACUUACAAUUACUGGAGUAAAGCCAUACGAUGCUGGAAUUUACAAAUGCAUUGCUGAAAAUAUUAAUGGUACUUCAAAAUCAGAAUGCAAAGUGCACAUUGAAAAAGCCAAAACAAUGAACAUAAAACCGUAUUUUGAACAGCCACUAAUCAAUACUGCAACAAAUUCCAAUUCUGAAAUUAUUUUGGAAUGUAAAGUGAUUGGUAAACCUAAGCCAGAAAUAACAUGGUUUAAAAAUGGUGUAAAAUUAUUGCUAGAGAAUCGAAUGUUACAAUAUUUGGAUAGUGAUGGUACUAUACGACUUAAUAUUAUGAAUGCUAGUGCUAAUGAUAACGGUGUAUAUUCAUGUGAAGCAGUAAAUGCAUUUGGAAAAAAUUGCAGCGAAUGUACAGUAGAAAUUACUGAUAAAGAUGCAAGCACAAAAGAACAAAUACAAGAAUCAUUAACUACUAUCGAAGAAGAAUUGAAAGCACCAGUAAUUAUCAAACCACUCGAGGAUAUUGUUGUUUACGAAGGUAGUCAUAAAAUACUUGAAGUUGAAAUUGAAGCUUAUCCAAAGCCUAUGAUCGAAUGGUUCCUAAACUCUAAAAUUAUUGAUGAAAGUUAUGCCAUACAAACUUACUUUGACGGACGCUUGGCGAUUCUUAAAUUCAACGAUGCUCAAAUCGAGCAACAGGGAGAGUAUCGUUGUCGAGCAAUUAAUAAAGGUGGAAGUGCUGAAACAAGGUGUAAUGUUGUAAUUGUUAAAGAAGAAAAUUUGGCAAAUGAUGAAAUAUCGAAAAUUCCAAAAUUCAUUGAAAAAAUGCAGAAUAUAAAGAUGAAAAAUGAAGGAGAAGCGUUAACAUUGAAAUGCAAGGUUAACGGUGAACCGGAACCUGAAAUUCGAUGGUUACUGAAUGGAAAAGCUAUUACGCAGGAUGAUAGAAUCCGUAUUCGUACAUUUGGUGAUGGCGUAUGCAUAUUAGAAAUUAUUCAGUUGACCGCUGACCUUUGUGGUACUUAUACCGCAAUUGCGCAUAAUAUCUAUGGUGAUGCACAUGCUAAUGCGGAAGUAUCACUUGAGACUAUCGAUUUAUCAAUGAAAACAAUCAAAGAACCAUUCUUUGUGAUAGAACCGAUACGAGAUUUAGUGGUUGAAGAAGGCAAAGUUUUACGUAUUAUUUGUGAUAUCGAUGGUAAACCUCAACCAAAAGUGAAAUGGCUUAAAGAUCAUUCCCUGAUUAAGGAUGAUCGGUUUGCAAUUCAAAAUGAAGGAAUCAAUCAUCAGUUAACCAUCAGUUCUGUUUUACCUAGUGAUGAAGGUAUCUAUACAAUAGAAGCGGAAAACAAAAACGGAAAAAUUUUUGCUGAUAUUUUGGUGCACGUUAUUCCUAAAUUAGAAUCAGAAAGCAGAAAAGACAAGACUGGUUCAUCACAGCCUAGUAUUUCACUUAGUCAACCAUAUGCUACAGAAAUUAGCAAAAAUAGCCUACAGUUGAAAUGGACAACAUCCAAAGCUGAUGAUUCAAAAAUUGAAUAUAUUAUUGAGCAGAGAAGAUCUGAUGAUCAAACAUGGACACAAGUGGGUACAAGCAUGGAAACAGAGCUUCUGGUUAUCGGUCUGCAGUCCGGUACCGAAUAUAUUUUCCGUGUCGGUACUAAAAAUAAGAUUGGCCAAAUAGCAUAUUCAGUACCAUCAGCAGCCAUUAUGACACUUUUAUCAGGCCAGAAACCGAUUUUAAAAAAUAUUCCACCUGCAUUAUUGAUACUUAAUGAGAAGGAAGAUAUCAAGCUUAGCAUAGAAUUCGAAGGAGAACCAAAACCAUUUGUGAAAUGGUAUCAAAAUGGUGUCGAAUUAAUCGAUGGCAAGAAUAAUAUGACAAUAACAACUGACAAAUCUGGCAAGUCGAGUAAAUUAAUUAUCAAAAAACCGAAAGCAACUGUCCAUGCUGGACUCUAUUCAUGUCAUAUCGGAAAUGAAACCGGUGAAGUGGUUUCCGAAACACGUAUUAUCAAACAAGAAGAUGGAGUAACAGCUGACGAAAUAUCAGAUGAAAGGAAGAAUGAACUUUUCGAUGGACAACCACAAAUUGUGGUACCACUUUCAAAUGAGACUACUGCGGCAGGCCAACAGUUUAUUCUUAGCUGUGAAAUAAAAUCAUCACCAAAAGGUGUAAUAUCGUGGUUUAGAGAUGAUGAAAGAUUAGCAUCUAUUGGACGCUAUGAAAUGUUUGAGAAGGAUAAUGUUUACAAAUUAAUAUGUCAUAAUGCUCAAAGUAACGACAGUGCGACAUAUCGAUGUGUCGUAGCGAAUUCUAUUGGAAUUGCUCAAUCAUCGUGUCAGGUAAAUGUUGUAGCAUCGAUUCCACGUAUGGCACCCAAAUUUGAAGUACCAUUGACGGAUAAAACAGCUUUAGCUGGUAAAGAAGUAAAACUAAAAUGUCGCAUUCUCGGUGACCCUCAACCUCAGAUUGUAUGGAUGAAAGACGGUGCUAUGAUCAAUACAAAUCGCCGUCAAAAGCUUGAAUUCAUCGAGAAUGGCUGGUGUUCGCUCACAAUUUUCAACUGUACCGCGGAAGAUACUGGUUUCUACCUGUGCACAGCAUCCAAUGUGCUUGGCACCGAGAGUUCCCAUCUGAUGUUGACUGUCGCAGAAAUUGCUGGACCGGAUUCACAUCUAGUUACAGCGGAAAAUAAAGAAAUGCAGUACUGUAAGCCAAGAUUUACCCGUGUACCGGGUACAUCAGUCGAAACUACCGAAGGAUCGACGGUAAAACUAGUAAGUCGUGCUGUUGGCCUACCUAAACCGCUCAUUAAAUGGUUCAAAGAUGGAAAAGAGAUUACAAAAAUGAACCGUGCAUAUGAAAUAUUACUAACCGGAGAAGGUGAAUCGGUACUUACUAUACCGUAUGCAGUAACGAAAACAGCUGGUACAUUUAAAUGUGUUGCCGAAAAUUCAGAAGGCUCAGCAAGUUUCGAGACGCAGCUUAUUGUGCACACUCUUUUACACAAGCAAUAUCAAGAAGAACAAGCACCAAGUUUCACGAUGGAUUUGACAGAUGUUGGUGCUGCAAUUGGACAUCCGGUGACACUAAAAUGUCGUGUCAAAGGUAUUCCUGAACCUCAGCUUAAGUGGAUCUUUAUUAAUGAUGCACAACAAACAAUCAUAUUACGUACAACAAUUGAUUCUGCUUGGGCAGAAUAUCGGGAAGGUGAUACCUGUGAAAUGAAAACUGAAAGUAUUGUAAAAACACAACAAGGUACUUAUCAAUGUGUUGCGAGUAAUGAACAUGGAAGAGCAAUAACUCAAUGCUAUUUGUUAGUUGGAGAACCAUUUGAUGAACCAGCUGGACCACCACGUUUCUUAAAAUGUAUGCGUGAUAUAUGGACACCACUAGGUAGAGAUGUUGAAUUUGAAGUUGAAGUGAAUGGUUAUCCAUUACCAGAACUAACAUGGUAUCAUCUGGAUGAGAAAGUUCUUGAGGAAAAGAAUAUUCAGAUUUCAUAUAUUACUCCAACAAAAUGUCAAUUGAAAAUAACAAAUGUAAGUGUAUCCCAUCUUGGUAGCUAUUCUGUUGAAGCAUCAAAUAUUCAUGGCAUUGUACGGACAACUGCAUCGUUAAAUGUUGGUAAAAAACAUUCCGCAGUGGAACUUCCAAAACUUUCUGAAGAUUCGAAGAUAAAGUUUACAACAACUUUGCCACAAGAUCCGUUAUCGGAUAGAUCAGAAUUCCCCGCGACUAAAAUGCACAGAACUGCAAUCCGUCCGGAUAUAAAGCGAAAAGGUGCAGCACCGGCAUUUUUAAUCGGUUUAGAAGAUCUUGAAUUCCAUGAAGGUGAUGCAGCUGCAUUGGCUGGAACAGUCUCUAAAAAACGACGGCAUCGUAUUCAUGGUAGAUCGGAUGGGAAACGUAUUAAACAGCUUGUGACACUACGAGACAAAGAGAUUGAUGCUUCUGCUUCUAGCAGUUCGGUGGAACCACAGAGUGAAAUUACAACACUAGAAGAAAUUCGAGCAUCGAUUACUGAACGGAAUAAGAAUAUUUGUCGACCAAAAUUCAUGGUGAAACCGAAACUGAAGAAAUCAAUUACCGAGCAUAAAUCGCUUAGAUUGAAGACUGCUAUUUCUGCUAAUCCAGUACCAGUUGUACGUUGGGAUAAAGCCGGUAUUGUACUGGAAACUGGUAAUAAAUAUUCCAUUUACAAUGACGGUGACUUCUACUAUCUUGAGGUACAUCACAUGUCCAAGAUCGAUGAAGGCUUCUAUAAUUGUUCCGCUUGGAAUAGUGAAGGCUUUGUAACAUGUACCGCUGAAAUUGAAGUUACACCAGGUGAUGGGACAAAAAGACUUCGAAAGGGACUGGCAGCACCAUCUUUCAUUGAAGUGUUACCCGGUAAAUUUAAGGCGACAAAUGGUGAUCCGGUAUCGGUUGAGUGUAGUGUAUCAGGUUAUCCAGCUCCAACAAUCCAGUGGCUUCGAAACGGUGAUAUACUUGUACCUGAGCAUGACCGCUAUUUGAUAUCAUAUGAUGGUGAGACGACGACGCUAAAGUUCACUAGCAUUGCUACAUCAGAUGCUGGAAAAUAUGUUUGCAUUGCAAAAAAUCAAGAAGGUGAAGCUAAAACAGCAAUGCAACUUGACGUUGAACCAAAAAAGUUAUCUCCGACCGGUGGUACACCACCAAAAUUCCGUAUUGAUGGGCGACGAGAAGCAAUUAAAGCAGUUGAUGGUGAUAAAGUGGUUCUUCUUGCUGAAUUAAUGGAAGGUUCUGAACCGUUAACGAUAAGAUGGAUGCGUAAUAACAUGGAGAUUCAAGAUUCCACUGGAUUUGAAUAUUCACGCGAGGAAGCGAAUUGUUAUUUGACAGUAGCAGAUGCAUUUCCAGAAGAUGCAGGAGUAUACACCUGUGAAGCGAGAAAUGAAUUUGGCAUUGCUAAGUAUAACGUACGCCUUGUUGUUACAGAGCAUAGAAAGAAAAGUGGUUUGGAAAAUCCGCCUGUUAUUGUAAAUGCACCAACAAGUGUAAGCGUUGAGCAGGGUAAUGAUUUAAUAUUACCAGUAACGGUACGUGGAUAUCCUGAACCAGCAGUUAUAUGGACCAAAAAUAUGGUUUCAAUUGCUUCUGGUGAAAAAUAUCAGAUGGUGAACAACGGAGAAUUGUUCACAUUGACAAUUCGUAAUUGUACCAACGAAGAUCGUGGCAGAUACGAAUUGCAAGCAGUUAAUCUUUCUGGUACAGCUAAAGCAAUAAUUGCCGUUGAUAUUACUGAAAUUACAGAUCUGGAUGCUGUUAUGCCAAGAUUUACCAAAUUGCCAAUUUCGAUUCAAAGUGCAAUCGGACAGAAAGCGAGCUUAACUUGUAGCUUUAAAGGUUUUCAACCAACAGUAACAUGGUUUCAUGAUGACAAGAAAUUAGUAAAUGGACGGCAUGGUAUUGAAAUUUCAUCAACAGCAACAACAUCAACUUUGUCAAUUUUACAACUAGCGAAUGAACACCUUGGUGAAUAUCUUUGUGCAGUACGUAAUCAAUAUGGAGAAGAUUUAGCAAAAGCAGUUAUCUUUCUUGAAGGUUCAUCAGUGGCGCUAUCUUUGUUAAAUGAUCAUUAA
Messenger RNA from Brugia pahangi, 8358 nucleotides. The record is from the annotation of a GenBank genome assembly. Lineage: Eukaryota; Metazoa; Nematoda; Chromadorea; Rhabditida; Onchocercidae.